GGCCAAAGACGUCUCAUCCCCCAGGAGGCGAUUCUUCCCAUUCCACGGGCGAGCCAUCGCUAUCGCGUGCGCCUCUCCUUCUCGCAGGCGGCGCCGGCGUCGCCCCCGCUCUCGUCCGGCUUCGACUCCGACGGCGGCUGCUGCUUCGCCACGCAGGUAGACCACCAUUUAUCUGUGCCCCCUCUCUCUUUGCUCGGCAAUCGGCAUUUCCACCUGUGGCUCCAUUGUCAAGAUGUCACAAUCCAAGGAAGUGAGAUAUACUGCACGGUCUAUUACACCUCCGGCAAAUAGAAAUGGCACUUCAAAGUCACCCCCUCCAACAAGGCGCAGCCCUUCCAGGUCACCUCCUCCAAAGAGGAGUGCCUCAAGGUCUCCACAUCCAAGGAGUCCAAAGAGGUGCAGCACUUCAAGGUCACCUCCUCCUAGGAGACGUGGUAGAUCAAGGUCAAGGUCAAGGGAUAGGAGUCUAUCCAGGAGCCAAGAUGAUAGAAAUCCAGGGAAUAACCUUUAUGUCACUGGAUUGUCUACUCGUGUAACUGAAGAUGAACUUGAGAAGUUCUUUAGUAAAGAAGGAAAGGUUAAGCACUGCCAUGUUGUUCUUGAUCCUCGGACAAAAGAAUCCCGUGGAUUUGCCUUUGUGACCAUGGAUACUGUUGAUGAUGCAAGACGCUGCAUCAAGUAUCUGCAUCGCACUGUACUUGAAGGUCGCCUGGUUACUGUAGAAAAGGCUAAAAGAACUCGAGAGAGGACCCCCACUCCUGGAAAAUAUUGUGGUCAAAGAGGAGGAUCUGAAAGGCGCUCCAGGAGCCCAUCACCGUACCGUCCUCGCAGGAGGGAGCACUCUCGCUCAAGGGAUCGCAAAAGGGAGCGGUCCCGCUCAAGGGAUCGGAGGGAACGGUCUCGCUCAAGGGACCGUCGAAGGGAGCGGCCCCGCUCAAGGGAUCGGAGGGAGUGCUCUCGCUCAAGGGACCGCCGAAGGGAGCGCUCUCGCUCAAGGGACCGCCGAAGGGAGCGCUCACGCUCAAGGGACCGCAGAAAGGAGCGCUCACGCUCAAGGGAUCGCAGGGGCAGCUCGCCACAUGAAAGGGACUCUCAGAGAAGGCACGCCGAUCGGUCCAGGUCACCGACGAGCAACGGGAACCAUAAGACAGACUAGAAAACACCUCCCUAGCGAUAAAACCAUUUUUGUUCACAGGCUAGUAGUAACUGUGUGAACGAUGGAUUUGUGAUGCUGCAUUUAAGAUGGUCGGACCGUGAACCAUGUUUGGUAUUUUUGUUUAGUACGUUUCUUAUGUUAGCUUUGGGAUCUGAAGAAAUUGUUAUCUGGCUUGAGAUUGUUGAACAAAGAAGUGAUCGAGCUCCUGAAUUCCUUUGAUAUUAUUAUAUGUUUGCUUAAAGAAUUAAGAUCGUUUCUUUUUUA
Messenger RNA from Phragmites australis (common reed), 1420 nucleotides. Its product is annotated as serine/arginine-rich splicing factor SR45a-like. The transcript is spliced from 8 exons. Gene Ontology annotation, molecular function: RNA binding. The record is from RefSeq and is a predicted model, not a curated record. The coding region runs from base 233 to 1156 and encodes 307 amino acids. NCBI's taxonomy places the organism in Eukaryota, Viridiplantae, Streptophyta, Magnoliopsida, Poales, Poaceae. Gene Ontology annotation, biological process: positive regulation of mRNA splicing, via spliceosome. Gene Ontology annotation, cellular component: spliceosomal complex.